Molecule: messenger RNA, 435 nt
Organism: Lathyrus sativus (Indian pea)
Lineage: Eukaryota; Viridiplantae; Streptophyta; Magnoliopsida; Fabales; Fabaceae
Source: the annotation of a GenBank genome assembly
AUGGCCCCUUCUGGAAGAACAACAACAGGAAGAACAACAAACAAAACAUCAGGGACCACAAAAACUUCAACAGGAAGAAGAACAAGAACAAGACAACCAAGAAGAACAUGCUGCAAGAAGAACAAAAAACAAGAGGUGAUUAACAAGGUUUUGCCUUCUAGCUGUUUGAGAAAAAGCUCAGAAGAAUCUUCAAAGGAAGAAAGGGAAGAGAACAAUGAAAUUUCUGAGGUAAUUGAUGUUUCUGUUAGUAACAGUGCAUGUUCAACACCAAAAGGUCAGAAAUUUAGGAUACCAGAGAUUUCAACAUGUCCUCCGGCACCAAAGAAACAAAGGGUAGUUUCAAAUUGUUCUUUGAGAAGGUCACCACUUUCAUUCUUUGUACCUCCUGAUUUGGAUAACUUUUUCUUGGUGACACUUCCUGAUGUUUCUGUUUGA